AGGCAAAACUGGAACUCCCAAUUUCUAGCCUGAUGCCUUCACCACUAUACAGAAUUGGCUCUACUACAGCAGACAAUAGAAAAACCAUAGAAGCUUUCUAUUUAGAACAAAUGGCAAUUCUAUUAUUCUUAAUUAUUUUUGUGCCUUAAGUCAGUGUGGACUCCUGAUGACUGCAUGGACAGGUCUCUGCAAAAUUUUCCAAAAUGGUUUGCCGUUGCCCGCUGAGAGAGAAUAAUUGGGUCAGGUCACCCAGCUGGCAUCGUGCUCAAGGUAGGACUAGAAUUCACAGUCUCCAGGUUUCUCACCUGAUCCCUAAACUACUACAGUAGACUGGUUCUCAUAUAUUAUGGUUCAUCGCACAGUCAGCCAGAGGUUUAGGCUGGAUAAUUGUUAUUGUACAACUUGUUGAACUUAUUAGUUCAUGCACGUUCUAUGCUAUGUUUAACCCUAGCUGUUUGAAUAAACCAUGUUUUCCUGGGUUCUAAGGGACAAACCACAACGAGGGCGCUUUAUUUACCACAUGCUAUCCCACAGCAAAGCAAACAGCAUUGCGAUUGGGAAGGGUUAAAAAAAAUGGGUCUACUGCCAUCCUGUGGUUCAGUGUUGCUCAAUGCCCUCCAUACAAUCAGCCUAUCCUGUCUGGCAGGUUGCUGUAAAGGUACAACACACACCGUGUUUGGAAGAAAAGGACAAUACAGCACAAACAGUAGGACAAUAGUAAAGAACAGGACGGAAAACGGAAGAGCCAGGGUGGUGUACUGCUUCUAAUAUUGUAGAGGACCGAGGAGACCCAGGUGGCCUGGAGUGGGCAAGGAAGGUGGAAUGUCGAACUUCCACCCGGUGAGCUUGCAGACUUGUCCCAGUUCUCCACGGGACUCGUGGAUUCGGUCCCUGAAAGAAACCUCCUCUACGAGCUUUGGAAAAAAAUGCACUUGUUCCGUAGCUGCAGCUAUCGGAUCCAGCUGGAGGGACAGAUGACCAGUGCCCCAAGGAUCCAGGGCAUCCGAUGGGGAAGCUGGCAGAAAAUUGGAAGUGAUGAUCAGGGAGGUCCUUGCUUAAUGACUCUGUGCAGUUCUCGCUUAAUGAUGGUGACCAGGACUGCCAUCACUAAGCAGUAUGGUCACAAUAGUUUUCAACUUAUGAUGGCUUUGCUUGACAAUGGAGUUCCCAGUCCCAAUUACUAUUGACUCCUCUUCCAGAGAGUGAAUCAACUCUGGUGCCUGGGCACAACCUAAAGCAGGCUUCCUCCAACAAAAUUCAGCGGGCAGGAAGGCUCCUCUGCGCACAUCUAGUAGUCAUGCAUCCAGAUUUAAUACGCGAUCAUAAGCAUCACCUCCGGCUUCACAGGCAGUGUUGUUCUGGGAAGGAAUUGGUAGAUGCACUCCUUAGUGCAGGUCUUUCAGUGCAGACCCGCAGCCAGGCCCUUGGGCUUUGUCAAGUAUUGAUGGAUGAAGGAGUACUAGCUCAUGUACGACAGGAGAGCUACUUUCAAGAUCGAGAUGCUCAGUUCUUCCGAUUUGUGGCGUUGGAACCAAGUGCUGAACACAGAGAUGGAGAGGAGCUACUGGAGGCGUUGGCAUUGCUGACCCAACUGGGCCCAACGGCAUUGCUCACCACCAUCCUACGCAAACCUCCUAACCAGCGCACAGAUGAGGAACUUGCACUGAUCUUUGAGGAGUUACUGCAUGUCAAAGCUGUAGCCCAUCUCUCCAGUUCGGUAAGGAGAGAGUUGGCUGCCGUACUGCUUUUUGAGUCCCAUGCCAAGGCUGGAACUGUGUUGUUCAGCCAAGGGGACAAGGGCACGUCCUGGUACAUCAUUUGGAAGGGAUCAGUCAAUGUUGUUACACAUGAUAAGGGCUUAGUGUGCACCCUACAUGAAGGUGAUGACUUUGGCCAGCUGGCACUCGUGAACGAUGCCCCCCGUGCUGCCACCAUCAUCCUUCGUGAGGACAGUUGCCACUUCUUGCGAGUGGACAAAAGGGAUUUCAACCGGAUUCUCAAGGAUGUCGAAGCUAACACCCUACGGCUAAAGGAACACGGGAAAGUGGUUCUUGUUUUAGAGAAGAAUUCACAAGGGACUAAUUCCGGUCACCUUGCUGGGACUCCGGGGAGCAGUAGAUAUUCAGUAAUGGCUGGGACCCCUGAAAAAAUACUUGAUUACCUAUUGGAAACCAUGCGUUCAGACUCUACGCUUUCUGAUCCUGUUGAUACAUUUCUGGGAGAUUUUCUCCUAACGUACAGUGUGUUCAUGCCGACUCCACAGCUGUGCCGAACUCUGCUCCAACACUUCCAUUCGGAACCUUCGGAGGGCUCGGAGCAGGACAAAGCUGCUUAUAUCCUGGGGAAAAGGCAAAAGAUCCUGUGGUUGGUCAACCAGUGGAUGUCUCUGUAUGGACGGCUGCUGCAAGCAGAGGCCUGUGCUGUGGCCUUUUUGCAGACUAUGUCAGAAUACACAACUCAAGAUGCUCGUCUGGGGCCCCUGGUUCGGGAACAAAUCCAGGAUCGCCGGAGAAAUAGAGUGAUAGAAAAUGGCAGCAACUGUGGAUCUCCAAAGCUACAGGUCAGGAAUGUUGUGAACCGGUUUGUCAUCCAAGAAGAAACUUUUCUGAACAGCAGUUACACCAUGCAAAUCAAGGACAAAGUUUCAUAUGAUAUAUACAGACCCAACUAUUCCUGCCUUACCAGACUGUUACAGGUGAAUGCCUCAGUUCAGGAAGUCCUUGCAUCAUUAGUAGACUGUCAGGACUGGAACAAAGACUGGAUCCUAGUCAAGGUUAAUUCAGCAGGAGAUAAAGUUGUAUUGCCCAUGGAAGCUUUUGGUGUGUUUACAUCCCUGGGGUUGAACGAGAGGCUUUUUGCUGUCAGUGUUCAAGAGCUUCACAACUUGGCGCCUCACCCUGAACAGCUUGGCCCCAGUAUUGGUUCCUGGGAAAGUUUGGAUUUCAUUAGUUCAAAGGACCUGGCUAAUCAGUUCACUGAACAUGACUGGAACCUCUUCAAAAGCUUCCAUCAGGUGGAGUUGAUUUACUACGUGGUUGGGCCACAGAAAUUUCCCAGUGCAACCACAGCCAACGUGGAGCGUUUCCUGCGUCGUUUCAAUGAGCUGCAGUUCUGGAUCACCACUGAGCUCUGCCUUUGUCCUGAUGUUAUCAAAAGAGCCCAGCUGCUCCGCAAAUUCAUCAAGCUGGCUGCGCACCUAAAAGACCAAAGGAACCUGAAUUCCUUCUUUGCUGUGAUGUUUGGCCUGAGCCACUCUGCUAUCAGCCGCCUUUCUAGGACUUGGGAGAAACUUCCAUACAAGACAAGAAAGCUAUAUGGCACUAUGGAACGGAUGUUGGAUCCUUCUUGGAAUCACCGUAUUUAUAGACUGGCUGUGGCUAAGCUGUCUCCACCCAUGAUCCCUUUUAUGCCCCUCCUUCUUAAAGAUAUGACCUUCAUUCAUGAGGGCAACCGUACCUUGGUGGAGAACCUUGUCAACUUUGAGAAGCUGCGCAUGAUGGCCAAAGCUAUUCACCUUGUACAUCACUGUCGGAGUCAUCCCAACCUUCCCCUCUCUCCCUUGCGGAGUCGUCCCCAGCACCUCUUGGAAGAAGCUCGGGCAAUGCGCGCCUCAACCUGCUCAGAACAGUCCCUCAGCACUCGAAGUCCAGCUGCAAUCUGGGCCCAUAUCCAGCCUCUGAGAGUGAUUGACAGACAGAAGGAACUUUUGCGGCUGUCACGAGACCUUGAAUCUUGAUGCUGGAAGAUUGCCCAAGCAAGGACAUAAAGCGUGCCAAGGAUUGUUUGGGAAGACACCUUCUUGUGGGUUAGGCCAACUCUCCUCACAUUUGGCCAGAGGAAGAUCUCAAGCAGAUAAGAAAUAUUGUGGUGGCACAUUUGAUCUGUCCUGAUAAUUGGAAAAUAGUUGACAUCGCUGCAGAGCCUAAGGAAUGAUGUAUCACCUGCCUCCUUUGAUGGUUUUACAGGCUGCAAUAUUUCUGGUGUGAAAAAAGACCACUUUAUGGAACUCUUUGAGCUGCCUUACCAGGAAAGGAGCAAAGGAGCUCCCAUUUAUCAGUUAUCAGUGUUCAACAGAAAUGUGUUUUGUUUUUUUGUUUUUUUUUUUUUAAAAAAAGAAAAAUGGGAAGAUUUUUUUGGGGUGUGUAUGAUGAAUUGUUAUUUUCUGACUUGGAGUUUCCUCUCUUCUGCCAGGUUCAAAUAAGAUUCUUUAAAACAUUUGAAUUGAGCCAUUUCCUUCCCUCCAGUUGAGUUGAUUGAACUAAUGAGCAGAACAUACUGAUGUAUUUAUUUAUUCAUUAAAUGUAUAUCUUGCUUUCCUCCUGGAGCUCAAGCAGA
Molecule: messenger RNA, 4335 nt
Organism: Crotalus tigris (Tiger rattlesnake)
Lineage: Eukaryota; Metazoa; Chordata; Lepidosauria; Squamata; Viperidae
Gene: RAPGEF3
Product: Rap guanine nucleotide exchange factor 3
Exons: 29
Coding region: 1298-3736 (812 amino acids)
Biological process (GO): positive regulation of GTPase activity; Ras protein signal transduction
Cellular component (GO): plasma membrane
Molecular function (GO): guanyl-nucleotide exchange factor activity
Source: RefSeq, a predicted model, not a curated record